Molecule: messenger RNA, 636 nt
Organism: Mytilinidion resinicola
Lineage: Eukaryota; Fungi; Ascomycota; Dothideomycetes; Mytilinidiales; Mytilinidiaceae
Exons: 2
Coding region: 193-570 (125 amino acids)
Source: RefSeq, a predicted model, not a curated record
UCUCCCCGAAGUCUUCUAUAUCGACUUUGUAUUUCAAAUUUCAACUCGGUGUAAGUUUCAGCUUUUUAAACACUGAAAGUGAUAAUCACUCUCGCGAGCUUCAAGUCUUUUACCACCAUUGCCUCUUUCGAUGCCUAACAUCUCUUCGAAUUCAAACCAUUCAGUCUAACCCAUUCUCCAGCCACAUCCACAAUGCCUUCCAAGCAAGAAAUCAUCGACGAGCGCAAAGCCAACCUGCCUCUCCCCGAGCAACCUCCACAUGCCUCGGACUGGAAUUCCCUGGAUGAGCGAACCGUCAAUGUCGGUUCUGGAGGUGUUUCAGCUGACAUCUCAAGCUCCGAUUCUUUGAGGGGCCCUGCGGCUGCAGACAGCGAUGUCCGGGUCGACGGUGAGGAGUACAAGUCUAACACUGUUGGUCGUGGUGCUGGUCGUGAGGGACAGGACAACCUAGGAGGACUCCCGAACGAUGCGAUUUCGAGGGACGCGAAGAACAAGUCGGCGACGGUGGAUACGACUGGAAAGGACUACGGGUACCCACAGAAGAGCGACCCUAGCUCAGGCUUGCAGUAAGCCGCUAUUUGAAUGACUUUUGAGAGUGUACAUUUGCGCUCAGGGACUUCAUGAAGCUUAGUCAUU